GGGAGCCUUUUGGGAAACCUGUCUCACACGCAUGGCAACUUCUGUACAGCCAACAGCUACAGCAGCAAGGUGACAGUUGCUGCGAGGGCCAUGAAAGAUCUCCUAGCUUCACCAGGCGCAGGCCGCCGGCAUGAGGAGUGGACGGAGUCCCCACUGCCGCCUGGCUGGCAGCCAAAGAUUUGGCAGCCUGGUCGUGCGCCAGCUUGGCAGGCAUCCUUUGAAGAAUCUGCUGGACGAGGGGAGCUUUGGUGCAAGACUCAUCGUUCCCCUGUGGCAAGCGUAGACUCAGAGGAGGAGAUUGAUCGUUUCCUUUGCGGCCUUCAGAUGGAAGCUGCGUCAUUCGAGGCCCUUUCAGGCUCUCAUCGAGUCCUUGGCCAGUCUGCCAGCGAUACCGGAAGUGAACCGUGGACCACUUCAAGGUGGCCGUUUGGCGCACCCUCGCCCGAAGUGCCCGAGGCUGAGCCCCUGCUGCCUUGCAGCAAGUGUGGGCGCUCUUUCUGGGCAAGAAGGCUUGAGGUUCACGAGCCGGGUUGCAAAGCUGUACCUCGCCAGGCCAAGCGAGGCGUCUUCGAGUCGCGACGCCAGCGCCUCCGCGAUCUUCCUGUGGCACAGGCUAUAUCUGCUGUGAACGGAGCGCCAGACAAAGCUGCCGUGACACCAAAGCAGCAGAAAGGAAAAACCGACGACGUGGUUACACCUGUGAAACUGAAGGCAGGGAAGGCGACAAAGGUCAGUCCAAGCCCAGAGGUAGGGGGCAGGCUUCGAGGACGCAAAGUACUUGACACUCCGCCAAAGAAACUCGGCAAAGGACGUGAGAAGGGAGCCACAAGGUCACACAGGUCACAGAAACCUGAGAGAGUCGACGAGUCAUUCCAGCACACUCCUUCACCGAGACCUGUGAAGCUGGCGGAGGCGAGGUGGCAACCUGAGACUCCAGAGCUGAGCCUGCUGGCAAGCGAGAGAGGAGGGCCCAUCUCAAACGAGUCCCAGGAGACGCUAGCAGCAAGAUCUGGAAACGCCUCUUUGGAGAUGGCAAACUCAAUUGCGUUUGAGGCAGCUUGCGCAGACUCGCCCAGUGACAGGGAUGUCGAGGAGCUCGAUUCUUUGUCGCCGCUCCGAAUCGGUCCUAUCCUAGAUGACGAGGCUGCUCAGUCUGACUUCGCUGCAUUAGAUGACAACAUCAGAGACGAUCAGGCCCUGGAGGAGAUGUCCGCUGAGAAGCUAUUCAACCGUUGGAUUCGGUGCGAGACUGGUGAGCCUGAUGAAUAUUCAGGAAGAAAUGAGGAAAGUGUGACUGAACCUCUCCCUGCUCGGUUGGCCCUCGUCUCCGAGGCAGCGGCGCUUUGCGCUGAGGUUGAUGCGUUGCUGGGCCAAGGUGGGCCAGAUACCGGGCCGGAGGUUGCUGGCGCAGAAGCAGGAGAGGCGACGAAGGCAUCACUAUCGGCGAUGACAAACUUCGAGCUGAACGCCGGCAAGCCACAGGUACCAGAGUUUCCUUGCUGGAAGCCCUACGACCCCAGCAAAUAUUGUGAGGCACAGCCAGACGUGAAAGAAGCUUCAGACCUGCAAGGUUGGCUGCGAAGGUGUGCUGAGCAGAUUGAGCUGCGCCGACAGGAACUGGAGUCCUGGCAGACUCAAAGCAGUCUUUUCACUUGAGUCAAGUGCAAUGAACACGGAUGCUUUGCAAGCUGGACACAAACCAGAAAACCCGGCAAUGUCCGGAAAUGUCAACUUGAGCCAAGAUGCUUUGCACUGAGCAGCAUGGAUCCGGCAAAGUCUUGGCGCAUCCGCCAACGCCAAUUCACUUUUGUGGAAGCAUAGAUGCGGGAUGCAUCACAGGGGCUGGGUUGCGACUCGCCAGAGUGGCCAGUGGUUAUUUUUUAUUUGACCUGCUGUCGUUUCAUGGCAUGCGACAG
Messenger RNA from Effrenium voratum, 1916 nucleotides. The record is from the annotation of a GenBank genome assembly. NCBI's taxonomy places the organism in Eukaryota, Dinophyceae, Suessiales, Symbiodiniaceae.